Messenger RNA from Choloepus didactylus (southern two-toed sloth), 1671 nucleotides. Its product is annotated as translation initiation factor IF-2-like. Bases 204 to 749 code for a protein of 181 amino acids. NCBI's taxonomy places the organism in Eukaryota, Metazoa, Chordata, Mammalia, Pilosa, Megalonychidae. The record is from RefSeq and is a predicted model, not a curated record. The transcript is spliced from 2 exons.
GGAAGCGGGCGGCGGCCCCUUGCCUCAUGUUCUCCACGGUCCGGCCGCCGUGGCGCAGCAGGCAGACGGCCGAGGCCAGCGCCGAGGCGGACAAGCAGAGCGCGCAGUACAGGCUGAUCUUGGCGUAGAACUUGGCCGUGCGGCUCAGCUGCACCAGCAGCAGCAGCAGCAGCAGCGCCGCGCUCAGCCACGGCCAGAGCUCCAUGCCCGCGGCCGCCCGGGACGGGCGCCCCGGCAGCGGCGCGCUGCGAGCCCCGACGGGCGCGGCGGUGGCGGCGGCUACCCGGGCGCGGGCCGAGCUGCCCGCCGCGCCCCGCCCGCUCCCCUUAUUGCGAGGGCGCAGGGGCGGGGCGGGCGGCCCGGGGAGGGGAGCGGCGCGCGCGCGGCAGCUAGGUGCGGCCCGCCCCCGCCCGCUGUCGCCGGGCCCCGCCCCCGGGCCGCCCCGCCCCGCCCCGCGACACUCCGGGCACCCCCACCCCGGAGCGCCGGCGCCACUGCCCGCCACCCCGAGGUGCUCCCCGAGCUUGGGAGCUGGGCGUCGCCAGGCCCCGUGGGGCUUCCGUCUGGGCUCGUCGGAGCGGUCGGGGCACUGCUGGGACUCAGAGGCUUGGAGAGAACCUUCUAGGCUGGUGGAGAUGCUGAGAAGAGAGGUGCUGCAAGUCAGUGAUUCUCAACUAAGUGGGGAUGGCUCGGGUCCUACUGAAGUUUAUCCCAAGAGUGCGGAGGAAAGAAGGGGAUUGCAGGUUUGAAGGGGCAGGGGCAUGCGUGUCCUGCCUGGUGCCUCCAGGGUGCCCCCACCCCAGCCCUGCCGCUACGGGGGGCACUGGAGUGGGUUCGAUGCUGAGUGCACCCCAGGCCCGAGAUUUGGGGCAGUGGCAGGAGGGUCUCUUGGCCAAGAGCCCCCCCAGGUACCUGCUGGGACCCAGCCGAAGGGCACAUGACUCCCAGCUGGUAAAGUGGAAUUCCCGGGGAGGGGUCCGGCCGGGGAGAUGGCCAGCUGGUGGGGGCGGCUGGGGUUUGGGAAGCUGGACGCCUGAGGGGCUACCAGCCCGCGGCCUGGCCCCUUCCACUGUCAGACAGCCUCUUGUCUUUGGGUGUCUCUGGGUUGGGUGGGGUGUCUGGAGGGAGGGGCCGGGCAGUUUCCAGAAGAAAGAGAUAACUUGUGCUUUGCACUCCCUUUCUGCCCACCGUUGCCCUCGCCGGGAGUAGCAGGGGUGGGAGGCUCAGGCUUUGAAAUUCGGAAGUUAGCCCACAUGCCAGAGCCUCAAUUUGCCCGUCUGUAAAAGGGGGAUGCUUGUCUCAGCUGAGACAAGCUGAGAAGAUCUUUCAGGGCUGAGAAGAAAUGAACUGGUGCCUGGUCCACUGCAGCUCCCAGAGGCGGGCAAGGUGAAGAAGUUGGGGAGCUGGGGAUUCUGAGCCUUGGGAGCUGCUCAGUGUCUCAAGCAAUCUGCUGGGGGUGGGGGGUUCCCUGUGAGCCCUCCGGGUGAGCAUGCCCAGGAGAAGACAGAACCAGGCCUGUGGACGGGACGGGCUUCGCUUGGGGAGGGUGGCGGACCCUGGGGGUUGAGAGGAGCCUGGGUCAGGCCCCCCAGCUCUCGUGGGCAGCGCUCUGCCUGGGCCUGCAUGUCUCUGGGCCUCUUUCGGGUGUGCCACCAGGCCACCAGGCCACAG